This is a messenger RNA of Sinocyclocheilus rhinocerous, 874 nucleotides long. Its product is annotated as zinc-binding protein A33-like. Gene Ontology annotation, molecular function: protein binding. NCBI's taxonomy places the organism in Eukaryota, Metazoa, Chordata, Actinopteri, Cypriniformes, Cyprinidae. The record is from RefSeq and is a predicted model, not a curated record. The transcript has 3 exons. The coding region runs from base 13 to 684 and encodes 223 amino acids.
UUUAGCAUCACGAUGGAAAGAGUCCAGAUCUCACAGCCGGAUCCACAGAUGAGUUCUGGAGCUUUGAUUCAUGUGUCACAUUACUUGAGUGACCUGCGGUUCAGAGUCUGGAGGAAGAUGCAGGAAACUCUCCAACACACUCCGCUGACUCUAGAUCCAAACACAGCAGCUCAUUCGCUCACACUCUCUUCUGAUUUGACCAGUGUGUCGUACAGUAAUGUAUAUCAAAAUCUUCCUGAUAAUCCAGAGAGGUUUGACAAGUAUCCAUGUGUUCUGGGUUCUGAGGGCUUUAACUCAGGAACACACUGCUGGGAUGUAGAGGUUGGAGACAAUACUUACUGGAUUGUUGGAAUAACCACAGCAUCAAACCAAAGGAAGGGAGACGUUUUCUUUAAGUCUAAUGUCUGGCGCGUGCAGUACAGGAACAGCAGAUACAGCUCACAAUCCUCAGAUCAACCCUUGACUCGCAUUACAGUUAAAGAGAAGCUGCAGCGUGUGAGAGUUCAGCUGGACUGUGACAGAGGAAAGGUGUCCUUCUCUGAUCCUCUAACUAACAUCUGUCUCUGCUCAUUCACAACAACCUUCACAGAGACUGUCUUUACAUUCUUAUAUAAUCUCUGCAAAACUUCCCCUCUGAGGAUCUUACCAGUUAAACUGAGUGUAACAACAGAAAAUCACAGUUAAAUCUCAUUCUGCUUUUAGAUAAAUUAAGGUACAAGAAUUUGUUGUUUUCAUUGUUUUGCAUUUUAUGGUUAUUAUGGUAACUAAUGGAUAUUAAACAGCACAUAUCUGAAUAUAUAUGAAAUUAUAUUUUUAGGUAAAAAACCCCAAACAAACAGAAGUAGCAAUAGAUUUUCUUUCCGUGUAUUGACCU